UCCGCUUCCGGCGCGGCCGCAGCGCGGCCGGAAGUGCGGGUGGGAGCGGUGCCGCCAUCAUGGCCGACAAGAUGGACAUGUCCCUGGACGACAUCAUUAAGCUGAACCGGAGCCAGCGUGGGGCCAGCCGGGGUGGCCGAGGCGGCCGGGGCCGGGGCGGCACCGCACGCGGGGGCGGGCCCGGCCGGGGCGGCGUGGGCGGCGGGCGCGCGGGCGGCGGCCCCGUGCGGAACCGGCCGGUGAUGGCCCGGGGCGGCGGCAGGAACCGGCCCGCGCCCUACAGCCGGCCAAAGCAACUCCCCGAGAAGUGGCAGCACGACCUGUUCGACAGCGGCUUCGGGGCGGGGGCCGGCGUGGAGACCGGUGGAAAAUUGCUCGUCUCCAACCUGGACUUCGGCGUUUCGGAUGCGGACAUCCAGGAGCUCUUUGCGGAGUUUGGGACCUUGAAGAAGGCAGCUGUGCACUAUGACAGAUCUGGUCGCAGUCUAGGAACGGCAGACGUGCAUUUUGAGAGAAAGGCUGAUGCUCUGAAGGCAAUGAAGCAGUACAAUGGGGUGCCCUUGGAUGGGCGCCCCAUGAACAUCCAGCUGGUGACGUCACAGAUCGACACGCAGCGGAGACCAGCACAGAGUGUAAACAGAGGUGGCAUGACCAGAAACCGCGGGGUCUCGGGGGGAUUUGGAGGUGGAGGCAACAGGCGAGGGACUCGUGGCGGGAACAGAGGGAGAGGCAGAGGAGCUGGAAGAACUUCCAAACAACAGCUCUCUGCAGAAGAACUAGAUGCACAGCUGGAUGCUUACAAUGCCAGGGUAAGUGCUGCUUGGGCACAGUCAGGGGCUCUCCACAGCAUCUCCAUCCUACAGCUGACAGAAAAGGGAAAGCAUUUUCCAGGUCCUUGGACUGAAGCAGUCUGUCUCUGAAGCUGAGUUGUGCUUUGGCUUGGGCCUCAGCUUUGCUUUUCAGAGUACUUUGUGACCUGUUCCUGAUAGCUGAGGAACAGCCUCUGCUCUUGCCAGGUUCCAUAGCUGGAACAGCCAUUAUGAGCAGCAGCUGCAGAACAAAACUCACAGAGCUGAUAGGUUGUAGGAAUGGGAGAACAGAAAGGAAAAUCUCAUGUGGAAGAACUGUGUGGUGUGCUGCUGGCGCAAGGGUGUAAUGUUGGUGGCAGAAAUGAGCCCUGGCCUGGGGAACCAUGGGCAGGUUGCAGCUGUACCUGGAACUUGCUCAGCCUGUGCCAUAGCUGGGUUAGGAUCCCAACAAAGCUGAGGCCACAAGGACACCACAGCAGUGGAGCUGGUAGUUCAGGAUCAGGAUAGGUCAGGGCAAGAGCGUGCAAGAAGCAGGACAAGCAGGAGUCUAGAAGAGGCCUUGGCACAGUGUGGGGGUGUGGUCUGUUAUCCUGCUCAGCAUGGUGUGCUGUGGCCUGGACCCUCCUGUCCCUGUCCCUCAGCGCUGGGGGGUUCACCAGGGCCAGGCUGUCUGCCAAGAAGUGGGUAGGCUCGGGGCAGGGGGGUGCUACAAGGUGCCAGGGCUGCUGCAAGGUACAUGAUGUCAGUUCCUCCCCUCU
Cinclus cinclus is the source of this 1567-nucleotide messenger RNA. RefSeq names its product Aly/REF export factor (gene ALYREF). Gene Ontology annotation, biological process: mRNA export from nucleus. Gene Ontology annotation, molecular function: mRNA binding. The record is from RefSeq and is a predicted model, not a curated record. The coding region runs from base 60 to 920 and encodes 286 amino acids. Gene Ontology annotation, cellular component: nucleus. Lineage: Eukaryota; Metazoa; Chordata; Aves; Passeriformes; Cinclidae. The transcript has 5 exons.